AUGCAGCAUUCUUUUGCCCUGCUGGUGCUGCUGCACAUGCAGGUUUGCCUGCUGUUGAAGGACUGCGAGUGGAAAGUUGUGCUCAACGAUUUUGACAAUCUAGGUGGGGACCAAGCUGUGUUUUUUAGGCAGCGCCCUGUCACUAGCAUAGCGUCUGUGCUCCAGAAUCUGACAGACUCGGCCAUAGACCUGAAUGAUAAAAAUUCGCACUACCUGGGCUUCCCGUACUACUUGAAAAUCAGUCUAACCUGCAUCACUCAGGACGCGGCGAAGGUCAUUCGCAAUGCUCACCUGACCGGGCUGAGGCCCAUUGUGACCAUAACGUUUGAAGCGCCGGUCAAUACAGAGCAUCAGAAACCCGAGCAGUUGCAGAUUGAGAUGAAAGGCGCCCCUUACCGGCUCCAGGGGCCUUGUGCCAGCGAAGAGGUUUGCCGGAUGUGCUGGUACACGCCCAUGCCAAUGAAGAAUUGGAGCGUGGUGAUGGAGGUCCUGGUGGAGAGCAAUGGCCUGGGCCUUGAGGUGGACAGCAAGAGAUUUUUUAUGAAUAUUAACGGCUACAUGAAGGAAACUGAGACCGGUUUACAGUCUUCCCUAGGAGAGAAGGUUACAUCACUGGUGGAGAUGAUGUCACUUUACAGCCCGUCCCGUCCCAUUUGGUCCACCUUCAAUCAAGCCCCCGUGCUGAUCCUCGGGGGAUUCGAGGCUUACAAAAUCAUCCUGGUUUCAGACUCGGAGUUUGCGGAUUUCACUGCAGUGGAGGUGGGGAUUGACAGCUGCUGGAUCGGGUCCCUGAACUGCCCCCUGAACAUAUUCUCCUCCACCAUUGUCGAUGCCAUUGCUACAGAAAGCGUGCUCUUCCUCCGCCAGAACCAGCUGGUCUAUUACUUCACUGGGAACUAUUCGGUCCUUUCUCUUCGUGUGCCAGGAUCCGGCCUCUGGACCCGUGUGCUGAACAACAUCUGCGUGUCACAGUUAAACCCUGUGCACUUCCCCCACAACGGCUCCGAGUACGUGAUUGCUCUCGGAGCGGGCCUGCAAGAAGGGGAAUUCUUCCUUGGCACCAUUCGCGGUAUGACGUGCGGGCCAGAUCAUUCGCCCCAGGAGUGGUGCUGGUUCACGCCAGCUGAGGACCUGACUCUGUAUGGAGUCGUUCAGUUUCCCGAAUCACACGCCAGGGGGAGGAAGACAGUGUGCGAACAUUUGAAGAAGAUGUUUAGAAAAAGCCGUUUGGAAAGAUUUUGCUGCCUCUCUCUUUCUCUCUCACCACUUUCAGUUUCUUGCACGAUCCUCUGGGCUGUCUACAUCACGGAAGAGGAGAUGAUUGUGCUGCUGGUGAAAGGGAAGAAAAAGAACAGCGAGUCCGAUUACUACCUCAUGGCCUACGAUCAAGGUCGGGCUGUCGUUCUGGACCGAUACAAGCUCGGUGCAGCUUUCCGGAUGUUGUACUCCAUACCUCGCUUCAUACCCAAAGACACUGACAAAGGGUUUGUGAUGUUGCUGGGACUGGAAGAAUACACGGAUUCCCCGCUGAUCCCAAGGGGGCUGUCCUAUAACCCAUUCAGCACAAUCUUCUACAUCUGGGGCAACGUUAUUUUACAAAGCUACGACCUGGUUAAUUACAUUCACCUCUCCGACUUCCCCCAACAAUCCCCCAUCAGCUACUUCAUUCUGUCGUAUGUAGGGGAAUUCGUGUGUGUGACAGACUCGGAGGAGAUCUGGUUUUCUGUGGAAGGCAGCUCGGUCAUCAUUCGGCUCUACCCCUCCGAAGCCUGGGACACGUACUUCAGGCUACAGCUAAUGAGAGGGUCAAAGGACUUUAGCGUCAACGAGACGUUUGUGAGCCUCUUCUUUAACAAGGAGGGGCUGCAGCAGGUGAGCCCGGUCAGCAGGAGUCACAGAUGCAGGGGUGGGUGGCGCAGGGGGUGGUUAAUGGUCUCUAGAAGUUUGAAUCUAGCCCUGGUCUAUAGUGCUGGGAAGCCGUUGACAGCUGCUGAUUGGCCAUUGGAUUCAUUAGCCGUCUCAGCCCAGUUUCCAGGGCCAAGCGGCCACAGGAGAAUUGGCCCCCUCAUUAGCAGACACCAUAGAGAUCGAGUUUCCCCCAGGUUACAUCUGAAACACGUUGGUGGUGAGUGUGGGGCACCUGCUCUGGGCAUAGAGACAGGCCUUCAUGCUUCCACUUUCAGGGCCUUAUUUUUCUGCUCUUGCCUCUCCUUUCAGCUGGUUUACAUACCGGAUGGACAGGGGGAGGGAAAACUGAUCAAGAGGAACUUCCCUCUCCAUUAUAUAUUGUCGUACCGGCACCUCAUCGUCCAUCAGUACCAUUUGAUGUAUUUACAAGAUGCUCAGUACAUCAGGUUCUUCCAUCCCUGCUCCUUCUCGGUCAUGCGCCUCGAGGACCUCCCAGCCCCUCAGCGCUUCACCCGGAUGGAGCACUAUUCCACCGAGCCACCGGACGUCAUGGACAAAACAGGCUUCCACAACAACGUGUCUCUGGCUGUAUACCAGGGACUGAUCUUCCAGCUGCUCUGGCUGCACGCGGACUAUAGCAGGCCUUAUGCUGACCCGGUCCAUGACCCAACUUGGCGGUGGUGGAAAAACAGAAAGCAAUACGCAGAGUAUUUCUUUUACGUAGCGAGCAACGGCAACUCCUCCGGAGGUGUCUACGUCAACAUGGAGAGCUACGUGAAGAUCUAUGACCUGCAGCCCAAUAACCAGCUGCCCAGCAAGAUUUACCUGGACAAGAAUAACGUCUAUUCUUUCUCAGUGUUCCUGAGCGUCAGGUCGGCGGCAGAAAGCAUGGGGGAAAUGCCGGAAGAGAACUCCCUUGAUUUUGUGUGGCUCACCGUCGUCUUAGCGCAUCCAAAGUUUGUGGUUUCACACCUCCACCGGCACUAUCUGAUCGGCCGGGGCUCCGUGCUGUAUACGGUGACCGUCAGUGACACCGGACGGUACCCAAAACAAGAACUGAGUGGGACGAACCUUCUGAAGAGUUCAAUGGCUUUAAAGGUUAUAAAUGCGGCAACAAAUUGUUACCACUACACAGCGUCCGGCCCAAAACUCCAGGGCUAUGCCAUGGUGCCAGUCUUUAUUGGCUGCCCCCCGGGCAAGAGGCUGGCCUUUGACAUCACCAGGACCCUGAAGCACACCACCAAACAGAACAAGCGGUACUUCGACUGCAUCCACAAGAACCCAGAUUUGCCAUGUUUCUUCUUUAACGAUGUAUUUUAUCCCUUCUUCUUGAUCCAAGACAUGGUGACGGGGGACUCGGGACCUUUCCUGGGCAGCUACAUGCUGAGGAUCAUUGGCGGAGGGCCGUACUCGGAGAGCAGGAUCCGCGUCUACAGCCCGAGCGAAAUCCUCGACUAUAACACGGCAAACGGCAGCACACCGCUGAGUCUGAUCUGGAUGAGGGCUAAUCGCACAAAACCUGCCCUUACCGAUCCCGAAGGCUUCAAUAUCUUCUCCGGAACCGACUGUGGGAUCAAGUGGGUCUGUGAGCAGAACUCCCCCUGUUACGAUGUGGUUCCCUUAGACCUGACAGCUCCGGAUUACUUCUUUUUGGUGGAGGUGUCUAACAGGGCCGUGGACAAGAGCACCUACUGCGACUACGACCUGGAGUUUGUGAUCCACAUUCACGGUCUGCGGCUCAGCCCCUCCCGGGCAAUCACCUUCAUGAAGCUCUCCAUGGCCAUUCUCACCGGCACUGUCGUCUUGUACGUCCUCCACCAAGUCCUGGGGCCCAAGAUCUGGGCCGGCUUCACCCGACUGAUCCAAAGAUUUGAAGAGGCCCUAGCUGUUCGGACAGAGUCCAGCAUCACCUUCACCUCUUACUCCAGCCAAAGCCAGGGAAGCUCCCACCCCACGCCCCCCUUGUAGACCUGCAUCAGCGGCAACCGCCACCUGCCCCGGAGCAGCACGGAAGAACUGGCCCCCCAGCGUCCCAUCAUCCCUAUCGCGAGUCCCCGCCUGUAUCCAAACGUGCCUUUCCUCUCCGCGGUCCCCAGCAGCCCGAGAGCCCCAACCCUUCCUCCCCUGCUCUCUGCGUCUGGCCGGGACCUUUGUCACCGACUUGUCUGACGAUUCCAGUCAGGCUCGCUAGACCCAAGCCGUGGUGGGUGUGUUAUUGCUCAGAUCCGGCAUCGCUCUGCGGCUUUUCCUGGCUAAAGCAGAGGGGAUCAGUGCUUUCCAGUAGCCCUUGAGCAAACGAUAGUCAAUCAGAACUACAAAGACCUGAACCCACAGGGUGUUGGUCUAAACGCCUCAGCUAGGCUCAGACCAGUGGAGAACGGCGGCCGGUAUUCCAGCAGCAGCCGGCCUUUCCCAGUUCAACUGGAACAGGAGCGCCAUUUGACCGCCCAUUUCGCUGCCCCCGGCCUUAUCCGUGAUGGUACCCAAGCUCCAGGCAUGACUGUAAGGGCAGCGAGCGGCAGGUCCGCCGCGCCAGUCUGAGCAGGAUCGAGAGCUCCCGCGCGAUGAGCGGGACCUUUGGAUACAGGAAUUCCCAUGUCGAAAUCUCUCGCUUUGCUGAACGAAUGAAAAUCUUCCUGUCUCCUUCCGAUUCCUUUUGUGUUUCCCAGCCUUUAGCAGCAAGGCAAGGUUGUUUCUGCAUGUGAAUGCAGGAGCGUUGGCUUAGCUGGUCCCUGCACCAG
Messenger RNA from Terrapene triunguis (Three-toed box turtle), 4649 nucleotides. RefSeq names its product cation channel sperm associated auxiliary subunit gamma (gene CATSPERG). Gene Ontology annotation, cellular component: CatSper complex; sperm principal piece; motile cilium. Bases 1 to 3876 code for a protein of 1291 amino acids. Lineage: Eukaryota; Metazoa; Chordata; Testudines; Emydidae. The transcript has 29 exons. The record is from RefSeq and is a predicted model, not a curated record.